Messenger RNA from Telopea speciosissima, 1776 nucleotides. Its product is annotated as diacylglycerol kinase 7-like. The record is from RefSeq and is a predicted model, not a curated record. The transcript is spliced from 12 exons. Lineage: Eukaryota; Viridiplantae; Streptophyta; Magnoliopsida; Proteales; Proteaceae. The coding region runs from base 120 to 1556 and encodes 478 amino acids. Gene Ontology annotation, molecular function: ATP-dependent diacylglycerol kinase activity.
UAUAAUGGUUUCGAUUAAUUAAAGCUUUCAGAGAGACAGAGAGGGAGAAGGGAUUGUAAGAUUCUUGAACAGCUCAAAAAGAGGAACUGGCGAGCUUGGAGGUUGGACAGAAGAACAGCAUGAAUUCACCAUCAACACCGGAUGGUGAGUCGACUCGGAUUGCUAGUAGAUUAUCGCUGGUUGAUUCGUUUAAGGGAUGUGGCCUCAAAGGGAUGCGUAUCGCGAAGGAAGACCUUAAGAGGAGUAUUUUGAUCACUGAAUACCUUCGUCUUGCUAUGCGUGAUGCGAUUCGAUUCAAGAAUCCGAAUGCAGGUGAGCAACAUGCAGCGGAUGCGAAAGGGGAGGCAGCUCCGGAGGCGCCAAUGGUUGUGUUUGUAAAUUCUAAGAGUGGUGGUCGACAUGGUCUGGUUCUUAAGGGGAGGCUUCAGGAAUUGAUGGGUGAAGAACAGGUUUUUGAUCUUUCAAUUGUGAAGCCAACUGAUUUUGUACAAUAUGGAUUGGCUUGCUUGGAGAAUCUGGCUGCUCUUGGCGACAAUUGUGCAAAAGAGACUCGUGAAAAGAUGAGGGUUAUGGUUGCAGGGGGUGAUGGUACAGUGGGCUGGGUUCUAGGAAGUAUUGCUCAACUACAUAAGCAGAAUCGAUUGCCAAUUCCUCCAAUUGGAAUCAUUCCACUUGGUACGGGCAAUGACCUGUCUAGAAGUUUUGGUUGGGGUGGUUCAUUUCCUUUUGCAUGGAAAUCUGCUGUCAAGAGAUCUCUGUAUAAAGCUGUCAGAGGUCCUGUUUGCCGUCUUGAUAGUUGGCAUAUUGUGGUCUCAACACCAGCUGGAGAAAAUAUAGAGCUUCCCUAUUCUCUGAAGUAUACAGAGGAAUGUCCACUUGAUCAGGAUUUAGUUGUUGACGGCGAGUUACCUGAAAAAUCUGCUUGCUUUGAAGGCGUGUUUUAUAAUUAUUUUAGCAUAGGAAUGGAUGCUCAAGUUGCUUAUGGGUUCCACCAUUUGCGUAAUGAGAAACCGUAUCUUGCACAUGGUCCUAUAGCAAAUAAGUUGAUCUAUUCCGGAUAUAGUUGCACCCAGGGUUGGUUCUGCACACCUUGCAUCAGUGAUCCAAGUUUAAGGGGACUCAAGAAUAUUCUACGUAUGUAUAUUAAAAGGGUCAACUGUUCGGAAUGGGAGCAGAUUCGAGUUCCUUCAGGUGUUAGGUCAAUAGUUGCUCUCAAUCUUCAUAAUUAUGGGAGUGGAAGGAAUCCAUGGGGUAAUCUAAAGCCAGAGUAUUUGGAAAAGAGAGGUUUUGUUGAGGCCCAUGCAGAUGAUGGCCUUCUUGAAAUCUUUGGCCUAAAGCAAGGAUGGCAUGCUUCAUUCGUCAUGGUGGAGCUUAUCUCUGCCAAACAUAUUGCGCAGGCUGCUGCACUUAGGCUAGAAAUUAGAGGUGGGGAAUGGAGAAAAGCUUAUUUGCAGAUGGAUGGGGAACCAUGGAAACAGCCAAUGGACAGAGAAUUCUCAACAUUUGUGGAGAUAAAAAGGGUGCCUUUUCAAUCGCUAAUGAUAAAUGGAGAUUGAUUUUUCUGGCUUACCAUUGAUUUAGGGUUUACAUAUUGAAGUAAGUUCAAAAUUAAAAUUAAUUUUGGACACCAUGUAAAGCUAUUUAAAUUCUCCUUGGGCUUGUAAUUAAUGUUCUGCUGCUUAAUGACUAGUUUCUCAAAUACUGGUGUUUGUGUUUUUUUUUUUUUUGUGUGAAUUCUCCAUAUUUCUAUUUCAUUUUAGCAAAGAACAAUUACUA